Molecule: messenger RNA, 2019 nt
Organism: Geodia barretti
Lineage: Eukaryota; Metazoa; Porifera; Demospongiae; Tetractinellida; Geodiidae
Source: the annotation of a GenBank genome assembly
GCUAACUCUCUGCAUAGGAUGGGGGCGUGGCUGCCGCCCUCACGUGCGCGUGCUAUACGCUCGCGCUAGCUAGCUAGCUAGAGCUCGACAGUGCAGUAUAAGAUCGAGAUGGCUUUGUUCAAGAGGUGCAGCUUCUGUGUUGUGACUGGAGCAAGUCGGGGACUGGGGAGGGAGAUUGCCGUACAACUGGCCCAGGGCUGGUCCCAGCAAGGCGUCCAAAGCGACCUGGUCCUGGUGUCCAGAACAGAAAAGGACCUGCAGGCUGCAAAGGCGGACAUAGAGAGCUCGUCUCCAGGAACCUCUGUCCACGUGAUCCCGGCUGACCUCCAAGACCUCUCCGCCAUCCACGAAGCGUUCUCUCGUUGUGCCGCCGUGGCUGCAGAAUCGAGCAAGAAACACGAGCAGUUUGUCAUUGUCCACGAUGCAGGGAGCGCGGGGGACAUAACGCAACCUAUAGUUCAACAGACUGACCCCUCCGUUCUACAAGAGCAGCUAGCACUAAACUUCACCUCAAUGAGUAUCCUCACUUCUCUCUUUCUCUCUCGUUUCACGUCAGGAGAGAGAGUGGUGGUCAAUAUCUCCUCCCUGCUGGCAAAGGUCCACCUGGCUGGGUUUGCCAUGUACAGUGCUAGCAGAGCUGCCCGGAAUGCCCUCGUUGGAACUUUUGCUGCAGAGAAUCCCGAUGUUCGAUUCCUCACCUACACCCCUGGUCCAUGUAUGACGGACAUGUUCAAGAGCAUUGCUGAUUCUUCACACAGUCAGUCCACAAGGGACAUGUUCCAGGGUCAAAUAGAGAGGAGCGAGGUCCUAACAUGUCGAGAAUCCAUCUCCAAACUAAUGGAACUACUGCGAGAGAACCGCUUCGAGAACGCUGCUGUCAUUGACUACUACGACAAAAUGUAGACAUUGGUUUACGUCAGAGGGUAGUUGUGAGGUUCAACUAUAGUGCUGAUUAUGUUUCUGUGUAUAAUUAUACUUAAAAAAAGAUUAUUGGUGGGAUCCCUGUAGAUAAUCUUUAUUCACAACAAGUUUGUGAAUGAAAAUGAAGUGAUCACGACAGAAAUGGUACAUCGCUUGCUAGUAAACAACCCACGACAAACAAAGAGCUGAGUACAAAGUUCAGCUUGGCCACGCCCACUGAAAGUUCUCGAAAUGGUCCUUCUUCUCUCAAAGUUCUCUCCAGUUGAAAUGCAUAGGGCAUUGUGAGGAGAGGUAGAGCCAAUGCCAGGGAGUACAUCGUACCCCAUAUAGCAAACACCAAGUAGGGGAAAAAGAGAAGGAGAGCAAAGAGAAAGUAAGAGCCCUGUUUCCCGAGGAGAACGGCCAGUGAGAGUACACCGGCUUCCUUGUCUUUGGCCAUCUCUCUCAUGUGCUUGCUGUGGAUGAUUGCCUCUGUGCUGAGAGCUAGAGGGAGAGCGAGUAGGAGAGGGCCGGGAAUUACGAAGCGACCGCUCUGAGACGUGUACGAGAAAAGAACAGAGAGGGGACCGAACGUGAACAUCGCCAGUAGGUCACCCAAGAUGUAGAACUUCAAUCUGAUACCUCCGGUGUAGAUAAAAGAGCUCGAGAGACCUCCGAAAAAGAGCGACGCGAGGUAGAAGCUGUUGGCAGGAGAGAGCCACAUUGUGAUCCAUAAACAGGCCAUCCCGAAUCCGUACAGGUAGGCGGCCCAGUUUACGACACGGGCCUGGUGGUUCUGGGAAUCCGCGGAAUGGUCGUCCCAUCUGUGGACGGAGUGAUUCUGCUGCGGCCCGGGGCGGCGACGGGACACCUCGCGCAUGAUCUCGAAGUAAGUAUUCACCAUGUUCCCGGCUCCGUUCACGGCCAGUACGGCGGCAGAGGUGACUAGGAGGACGACAACGGAGAACAAGCCUUCUUUCUUGUAGCUGAGCACUGCCCCCAGAGCCACUGGAGUUACCGCUGCACUGAACGUCCAGAGACGCAAGGACGACAGAAUGCUGGGGCUCCCCGUGGCUGCCAUGACGCGAGGAAAAGUAACCGCCUAAGAGACGACGGAAG